Molecule: messenger RNA, 2322 nt
Organism: Trichoderma citrinoviride
Lineage: Eukaryota; Fungi; Ascomycota; Sordariomycetes; Hypocreales; Hypocreaceae
Exons: 3
Coding region: 1-2322 (773 amino acids)
Biological process (GO): eisosome assembly
Source: RefSeq, a predicted model, not a curated record
AUGUUGGCGAGCUCCGUCAUAUGCUUCCGUCUGGGUGCUUUAUCCCGCCUUUCGACCGCCGGUAGGCUCAAAUACGCCGAUCCGCGCAGCCUCCCAAGCUUUCCGUCCUCCGGUCUGAGCCCAGGCGGCGCAGCAGCCAGCGCGGCAGCAUCUCUUGGCUGGUUCACCCACAAGCCCGUUGAGACGUGGAAGCCGGACAAGGCGUCAUCGGCAUCGGCCGCCGCAGUUUUGGCCAAGGACUAUAAGAUGUCGCCGCUGUGGGAGCCCACCAUGGACGGAACGGGCACCAAGGCGGCCGUGCUGGCUGUCGGCUCUGCCAACACCGCGUACAGACAAUCGAGCGUCAAGAAGCCGUCGUACGACUCAUGGGGCAAUUCGGCCGCGACGCAGGCUUUCAGCGCCAACGCGAGGCGGCCAGACCCGGAGCCGGAGCCGGUCACGCUGACCACAUCUCACGGGAGCUCUGCCGCCACGCAGGCGUUCCAUGCGAGCCGACUGCAAUCGGCCAAAGCGGCCAGCUCACCGCCCGGCUCUCCCAGGGAGAAGUCUCUGGUGGCUGCUAGAGGAGCCAUGUCUCCCUCGAAGCUCGGCACACCUCGCUCGAGACUCCGGUCAUACUCCAAUCCUCAGGAAUCGUACUACCCCAACGCAACCAAGGCUUCGGCGAGUGCUCUGAAUGGGGCAUCCAUAGCUCAUCGUGCUGCGAUGAACAAGCCCGCAGAAGUCGAGGAUACUGGCGCCAUUCCAGUCACCACCAUGACCCGCAACAUGUUCACAUCACACCCCCUUAUUGGACCUGAAGCUGAUGAGCAGACCAACAAUGAGAGGAUUCACCAGUCAGCAGUCGAGAUGGCAAAGAAGAUGUACAGGCAGCAGCAGAGCCGGCGCGAGAGCGAUGGCCGGGACUCCGGAGCUGGAGAGACUUCGGCGAAUGGCUACGUCGACUUACAGGAAGCGGCAUACAGGCAAGCGCAGGAACGUCUCGCCAAGCUCCAGGAUGAGCACGAGAGAAAUCGACGAUACCAUGAAUACUACGGCGCAGAUAAGCCCCUGCGCCGCCGGUUUACCAUUGUCAACAAGCUGCGCCGUCGAUCAGCCAGUGACAGCGACAUGGAAGGUCGCGCUCGCUCCGAUUUGAUACGCCAGCAAAUGACCCUGUUCUCCUCCAGGCUUGACCAGGUGGACGAGGAGAAGCGCCAAAGAGAUCGAGAAGCUCUCUACACAGCUGCGCAGCGCAACGUCAAGGCCAGCCUGCAGGGAAUGGAUGAAAAGGUCUAUUUCGAUACUGGAAAGAUGAACCCCGCGGUUUUGGGUGACUGGCAGUUCAGAGCCCAGCAGGCUGCCCAGCUUCGGCACGACACAAGAACAGAAGGCGAUGGCAGGGUGGAUAUUGGAGGCGGAGUGUUCAUGGACGCGGAUGAAAUCGAUGCCAUCGCCGCCAGGAGAGUACGGCCCGUGCUAGAUGACAUCCACGAAAAGGCCGAGGCCGAACGGGAGCGUGUGGCGUCGGCUCGAAUGGAAGAAGAAGCAAACAAAGCCGAGGCCGAGAGGGAGAAGGCCCGCGAACGUGAGCUGAAAGAUCUUCAAAAGAAGGCCAAAGAAGAGGACAAGCAACAAGAAAAGGCCAGAAGGCAGCAAGAAAGGGAAGAGGAGAAACAUAGGAGAGAAGAAGAGAAGAUGGCCAAAGCCGAACAGAAGAAACUGGCCAAGGAGGAAAGGCGAAAGCCCAAGACGGAGCCGGAGGCGGCUACAGGUGCCUUUGAUCCAACAUUGCAGGGGGAGACGGCAGGAAGAGAGGCAGAUACGCAGAGCAGGCGAAUUUCCCACGUGCCAGAAGUUACUACUCCUCCCGCGCAGCAGGAGACUGCCGCAGACCUCACCGACAGCUCACCAAAGAAGUCACCCGAAACACCCACGUCACCGACGGCGCGAGUCAAGGGCUGGAUCAAGAACCGAUUCUCGCGGGGCAAGUCCCUCAGCGAGCCAGACGAGAAGAAGAAGAGCUUCGUUGGCGGCGCUGCGCUGAGGGAGCCCGGCCCGGGUGGCAGCACGGCCAGCCUGGACAACCGCUCGACCAGCAUCAGGGAGGUUACGCUUGCAGGGAGAGGAGCCCCAGAGACUGGGGGAGUCCCGGGGACUGCCGAUGUUCAUCCUCAUCUUUUGAACAGGGACUCUCGCGGCGUAAGCCCUGUCAGUUCGGGAAGCGGCAGAAGCAGUGAUAUCGAGAGCUUCGAGACGCCUCAGCCCAUUAUGGAUCAACCUCCGCGACAAGGGAACAGCCCCAUGCGGGACUCUCGGUUCAGAGAAAUGAUGGAUCAAUGA